This is a messenger RNA of Cyphomyrmex costatus, 993 nucleotides long. Its product is annotated as high mobility group B protein 6. Gene Ontology annotation, biological process: regulation of transcription by RNA polymerase II. The transcript has 4 exons. NCBI's taxonomy places the organism in Eukaryota, Metazoa, Arthropoda, Insecta, Hymenoptera, Formicidae. The record is from RefSeq and is a predicted model, not a curated record. The coding region runs from base 95 to 721 and encodes 208 amino acids.
UAGUGGAGUGGCUGCUUAAAAGCUUUGAACGAAAACUAUUUUUCUUUUUAACUGUCAUUUGCAUAUUCAUAUCGUUGUAAAUUUUGCAGUCACAAUGUCCGAUGAUUCCGAAUAUGACGUAGAACAAGAAGAGAUUGAUAUUUAUAAAAGAAAAUAUCAAUUACUAUUGGAUAAAUGUGAACUUUUGCAACAGGAAAAUGAAAGGUUGGUCUACAGAAUCCAGAAAGUGAGGAAGCUUCUUCGACGCACAAGGAAAGAGAAAAAAUUCUUGAUCGAUCGAUUGGAUCGACAUGGAGAUCGCUGGCGAGAAGCUCCAAUGGGUGUACUUGAAGAGAACAGUGUGUUUCAAACGACUCCAAAAUCAGAGAAAGGAGGAAAAGGUACCUCUCACAAUGCUAAGGAGGAUAAACCCAGAAAAGGAACGAAAAGAAAGGGCACGAAAGCUGAUCCAAACGCACCAAAAAGACCCGCUAAUCCUUUCUUCCAAUUUUGUCAAGAACAAAGACCACGUGUGAUGGAACGUUUAGCUGGAGAACCAGAGCCCAGUAAGCAAGAACUUACUAGACAACUGGCAACUACGUGGAAAUCUCUCAGUUCUGAGGAUAAAAAAGUAUAUUACGACAUGUACGAGAGAUCCAAAGAGAAAUAUGUCGCCGAAAUGCAAAUAUAUAAUAAGAAAACUGAAGAUGCGCCAUGUCAAUUGCCAGUAAAUAUAACGUAAUAUUUAGCGUUAGAGUAAGGAAUUAUGGUAGAUGGAUAACCAUAGUUUUGUAAAAACGGUACAAUAGCAAUUAUAAAGAAGAAAGUUUACGAAUGUUUAUAGAUAGCUCCGUGUGUCUGCUUUUGAUUCACAAAGUGUGUUUAUCAAUACGCACGAGCAAGUACAUUUCAUCGACAUUGAUGUAUAUAUCGAUAACAAGAGCAAGAAACCAAGAUAAUCCAAGAAAUUCUUACUCAGAAAACGUUACAAUAAAAAUAGAGGAUACUGCGAUA